Drosophila rhopaloa is the source of this 5043-nucleotide messenger RNA. RefSeq names its product tyrosine-protein kinase hopscotch (gene hop). The record is from RefSeq and is a predicted model, not a curated record. NCBI's taxonomy places the organism in Eukaryota, Metazoa, Arthropoda, Insecta, Diptera, Drosophilidae. Gene Ontology annotation, cellular component: cytoskeleton; cytosol. Gene Ontology annotation, molecular function: non-membrane spanning protein tyrosine kinase activity; ATP binding; cytokine receptor binding. Bases 666 to 4223 code for a protein of 1185 amino acids. The transcript has 10 exons. Gene Ontology annotation, biological process: hemopoiesis; cytokine-mediated signaling pathway; intracellular signal transduction.
CAGACCCCAAACUUGGGGAAAAUAUCGCUAUUCGUGGCUUGUAUUGUAUUGUAGCUUCGCAAUUGCAGCUUCGCUUCGGCUACAGACUCAGUUUCAGAUCCAACGCGAGCGACUAUAAUCAAGGUGCGACUAUAUCUUUGGCGGUGGCUCCAAGUUUUCCAGCCGCCCUGCCCCCCGAAAGUUUCGGAUCUUGCUUGCGUUUCGGGUUUCUAAUUUCGGACCCCCGAUUUCCGAUUUCUUCUGCUUACGGAUCGCGAAGUAAUUCUUCAGGGAGUUGGCACAUCGUCGGCGAAUUCUUGAGGAGAUUGCGAGGAAAGCGACGGAAUCCAGGAGGUUCUCCACUGGAGGCAUCCAUGGAGCUCCCGCUGGAGGUCAGGCUAUCCUUGCAACCAUCGAAAAAGGCUGAGAAUGCCAAAGGACUUUAGGAGAGCUCUUGUUAAGGGUAAGACAAACCACUCAACUUUCUCGGGGAUCGAAGAAGCAGUAGAAAAAAAGAAACACCUGUAAAAAUAACAGAACCCCAAGGAGGAAGUCCCAUUAGGGGAUCCCUGAUCUAACAGGACAUGAAUGAGCAGCCGCAUUAGGUCUCGUUCUCUCAAAAAAGAACCCCACUGAAGGAGCAACUAGAACCUCAUCCAGAGGCACCACUCACCCUCAAUCCGCUGAUGGCUCUGGCCAGCGGAGGAGACGACAGAAUGGACGACAGCAGCAGCGGACGCACCUCGCUGGCGGACAGCGCCAGUCUCACCAACUCCUCCAUGCGCAGCGGCACCUCCUCGCAGAACGUACGCGUCGAUGGCACAAUCCGGGUGUUUAACUAUAUGAGCAACGACUAUGAGCACUUCUAUCACACGAUGUUGUGCGAGGAGAUCUGCAAUGCGAUGUGCCGCGUGCUGGGCAUUGCCCCAUAUGCCCAGCUGCUCUUUGGGAUACGGGAGCACGCCACUUCGCGUCGCCAAUCGCCGGAGGUGCGUUUGGAUCUCACGUGGGCGCUCCCCGGGGAGCGACUCAGCUGCCAGCUGGUCUACUGCUUCCGGAUGCGAUUCCGGGUGCCCGAAUUGGACAGCCAGCUGGAGCAGAUCGAUGGACGGAGCCACAAGUUCCUCUACGCCCAGAUGCGCUACGACAUGCGCAACGAACUAAUCCCGGAGAUACGCUAUCCGGAGCACAAGGACGACACCACGGGCCUGGCGGUGAUGGACAUGCUGAUCGACGACCAAGAGCAGACGCCGGAUCAGCAGGCGGUGCGCUCCAUCGAGAAGUUGUACAAAAUGUAUUUGCCAGCGAGGUUGUGGCGGGCUCACGGCUUCUUUGUGGGCACCAAAAUCCGCGAGGUGUUCCGCAAUCUGAAGGCCAACUCGCCAAAUGUGGAGCGCCUCAAGUGGCACUAUGUGCACCAAAUUGCCCACCUGGCGCCCACCUACAUGACCGAGCAGUUCACCUGCACCGUUCAGUAUCUGCCCAACGAGACGCUGCCCCGCGGCGGUGCGCCCAUCGGCGCCAGUCUGUCCAACUCGGUGAGCAACUCCACGUCGACGCUGGCCACCACCGGGUCCACCAACACACUGUCCACGCUCACCGGGAAUCCCAGUCAGGGCGCCAAUGGCGACGGCAGCAGCGGCAGCGGCAAGAAGGGCAAACGACGAUCCACCAGCACCGGAAUCGAUGUCUAUGUGCGGGUCUUUCCACACGACUCCCUGGAGCCGGGUCUCAAGGUGGCCAGAGUCACCUCAGAAGCCGCACUCAAGUGGAUUCUCGUUGGUGGCGUGGAGGGAAUAUUCAUGAUCUCCAAAAUGAGCGACACCGAUGUAAGGCUCGAAAUCGUGGGCCUGCCCAAAGGCUACGAAAUGCACUUUCAGACGGAGAAGGAAAUGAAGUCGUUUAUCUCCUAUGUGGGCAUCUAUAUCAGAUUGUCCAUCAAGUGGAUGCAGGACUUGUGCCACUCCUACCGCACGCCCUCCUUGGAAGAGCUGAGCUCCCUCUACUGCCAUGGACCAAUCGGCGGAGCCUAUUCGCUGAUGAAGCUGCACGAAAACGGGGACAAGUGUGGCAGCUACAUUGUGCGCGAGUGCGAUCGCGAAUACAACAUAUACUACAUUGAUAUCAACACCAAAAUAGUGGCCAAAAAGACCGAUCAGGAGCGUUGCAAGACGGAGACAUUUAGGAUUGUGCGCAAGGACUCGCAGUGGAAGCUGAGCUACAACAAUGCGGAGCACGUGCUGAACUCGCUGCAUGAGGUGGCGCACUUCAUCCAGGCGGACAGUCCCGAUCGGUUUCGCAUACCCGCCUCGAAGUACGACAAGCCACCGCUGCUGCUCCUGCUGCUGCCAAAGAACCUCAAGGCCAAAAAGACUGACCUGCAACUCAGCGAGGCGGAGCUGCAGCGCCGCAAUCCGCAGAUCUUCAAUCCCAAGACGGAUCUGCAGUGGUAUCCAGAUUCGACUGCGCUUAGCGACGAUGACAUGAUGUUCACGAUGCGCGGCGAUUGGAUCCAACAGAGUCCCGUAAAGGAUGUCGCUGUGACAUUGAAGAUGCUGAAGAGCGACGGAAAUUUCGUGGAGUUCUUCCGGCUGGCACAAACCUGGAGCCUCAUCCAAUCGCCGCAGUUCCUCAAGCUGUACGGCCUAACCCUUGCGGAUCCGUACACAAUGGUCAUGGAGUACUCGCGCUAUGGGCCGCUAAACAAGUUCCUGCACUCGGUGCCACACGUCAGUCUGAAUUGUCUCCUUGACCUAAUGCACGGAUUGGUGCGCGGUAUGCACUAUCUGCAGGACAACAUGAUUAUCCACAACUACAUACGGUGCAGCAAUCUGUACGUGACCAAAUAUGACCCAUCCUCGUACGUGCUUGAUGCCAAAAUCAGUGAUCCCGGCUAUCCACGACCCUACCGAGAAUCCGACUCGGCGUGGAUACCCACCAAGUAUUACCGAAACCUGCAGGCGGCCAAGCAGGACAAGACCACCCAGUUGUGGGCGUUCGCCACCACCAUUUACGAGAUCUUCUCGCGUUGCAAGGUGGAUCUGCGGACCAUGCGGCAGGAUCAGCUGCUCAGGCAGAGAAAUAUCGAUGGCAACAUACUCGUCACACUCGAUACGGAACUGUGUCCCGCACUGAUGUUCGAGACAAUCAUGGACGGGUGGUCCGAUGUCGAGGAGAAGCAGUUCAGUCACCACGACAUCUUCUCCCGCCUCACCAGAAUCAAGGAGGAAAUACUGCCCAACUAUAUGCCACCGCCUGAGAUCGCAACAAAUGGCAUUGGCGAUGAGGAAGUGGUGGAGGUAAGGAGCGACCUGCCCCGCCACUAUCCCUUCCCCGGAUCGCACAUGUUGAUGGUAAUAGAACUGGCCAACGAAUGCCGAGUGGUCUACAACAUGGCGAACAAGAUCGGCCAGGGUCACUAUGGCACCGUCUACAAGGGCCAUCUGGAAUUCAACGACAAGGAUCAGCCGCGGGAGCAGGUUGCCAUCAAGAUGCUAAACACCAUGCAGGUGUCGACCGACUUCCAUCGCGAGAUCGGCAUCAUGCGCACUUUGGAUCACCCCAAUGUCGUCAAGUUCAAGUACUGGGCGGAAAAGUCGCACUGCAUCAUCAUGGAGUACCUGUCCAACUCCUUCGAAACCUACCUGCGGUUCCAGUCGCCCAAUCUCAACGAUCCGCGCCUCGUCAGCUUCGCUUUGGACAUUGCGCAAGGUAUGAAAUAUUUGUCCGGCAUGGGAUUGAUUCAUCGGGACUUGGCCGCUCGCAACAUUCUUGUGGAUCACAACGGCGACCGUGAUUAUGUCAAAAUCUCAGACUUCGGCUUGGCGCAAUUCGCCAAUUCCGAUGGAUAUUACUACGCGAAGAGCAGACGAGAUAUUCCCAUUAAGUGGUAUUCCCCGGAGGCCAUCUCCACCUGCAGAUUCUCAUCGUACUCGGACGUUUGGAGCUAUGGCGUUACGCUGUUUGAGAUGUUCUCCCGAGGCGAAGAGCCCAACCUGACGCCGAUGCAGACAUCGCAAGACGACUUCCUCAAUCGUCUCGAGAACGGCGAACGAUUAAAUCGCCCGAAAAGUUGCCCCGACUUUAUGUACGACCUGAUGCUGUUGUGCUGGCACGCCACUCCACGUUCGCGGCCCAAUUUCGCCGCCAUUGUGGACAUCAUCACACGGGAAGUGGCCACCAAGGUGUCGCACCCGGCGGAUGGCCACCAGUCGCCGCCGAACUUGUCGCCGGAGGCCGAGUGAGAGGAGACGAGUGUUCCAAACACAACAGAAUGAUAUACACAUAUUUAGGAAUACGAUUUUUUUAAGCUGUUAGCAUUUAAACUGUACGUUUUUAAAACAACACAAUCAAACCCCAAAUCACUUGACGUAACCCUUGGCUUGAUGCGCUUUCGGCAGAAUCACAUUACCCCAUCCAUCCAUCCCCCCAUUCACAUCAAAACACAAAACACUCACGCUUUUGCAAGCCUUUUCGGAUUCUCGCCAGAACUCAGUUUUAUUCUUGUGCUAAUCAUUGACCCCCUUUCACGUCCCCUCGCCCCCACUCUUGACUCAGCGGAUGCCCCGACUUUAUAUAUAUAUGAACAUAUAUAAACAAUUCUCAACCUACUUUGUGUUAUACAUUUUAGCCCACUUUGUUAAAUAUUGUUAAGCUAAAGCUUCAAUUUUUUGUAAUGCCCACGCAUAAACGCUAAACUAAAUAUAAUGUGUAAAUAAUAAUUGAAUUAGUUAAGGGUUUCAACAAAAACGGCAACACACGGCAAUUUACACAAAAGAUCGAAGGACGGAUCGAAAGGAUCGGUUCCGCGGAUCGACUAUUAUUAAUCUAUAAAAUCAUGUGCACAUAUAGUCCUAAGGUAUGUCAAUUAAUGUUGAUCAAAUGCCAUUUUAACCUACAAUGCUUCGAAACAGAAACGAAUUAUAUAUUUACAAGCUAUACAAGCCACUAUACAAGCCGGUAUAUGCACAACUACACAACCGCAGGCACAAUAACUUAUUAUUGAUGUUAACGAAAAUGGAUAUUUCCGAAAUAAAUCAAUUUUCUUACGUGUUUAAAAAUGAA